GCCCUUCCACUCUCUUCUCUUGUUCCGCUCCGCCAUUCCCAGCUCUCUCACACACACAAACGCACACGCACACACAGACACAAUCCGGCGCACACGCACAUUACAAUACCGCUAGUUCUUCGCAAUGCAGUUCAAGAACAUUCUCGCCGCCGGUGCUGGCCUGGCUGCUACAUCCGUUUCCGCCGCCGUCGCUCGCGACGAUGCCGCAGUGAUCGUCCAUGAAGUCGUCACCUACAGCCCGUCGGUCGUCUACUCGACUCGCGUUCAGACCGUCACGGAAUGUGGUGCGGACGUCACCGACUGUCCCGACAUCACUGGCGUCCUCACCUCUGUCAUUGACAGCACCACCACCAUCUGCCCCGUCACAGCCACGGCUAUUAUGUCCACUAGCGGUGUGCCGAAUCCCAGCAACUCGGGCCCACUUCAAACUGUCACCAUCACGUUCACCAACUCGAGCACUGCGUGGGCUAGCACCGAGACUGCCCCUGCUCAAGCCUCCAGCGUCGCCCUCAGCGGCUGGAGCUCCUCCGGCGCACCAUCCUCGAGUGAGCAGCCAGGGGCCACUCUCGCUUCGCCAGAGGAAGCAAGCAAGACGGAGACUGCCAGCGCCGCCAAAUCGACCUCUUUCGUCUACGCUACCAUUACUCUCCCAGCAACCGCCUCGAGCUCUACCAGCGGUCCAAGCAGCUCUGCCAGCGGUCCAAGCAGCUCUGCCAGCGGUCCAAGCAGCUCUGCCAGCGGUCCAAGCAGCUCUGCCAGCGGUCCAAGCAGCUCUGCCAGCGGCCCAAGCAGCUCUGCCAGCGGUCCAAGCAGCUCUGCCAGCGGUCCAAGCAGCUCUGCCAGCGGCCCAAGCAGCUCUGCCAACAGCACUGUUCCGAUCACUACAGCAGCUUCGACCUUCUCGACCAACGCGGUCGGUCCAGUAGGUGGCACUGGCGCCGCAAGCGGCACUUUCAGCUACUCGGCCAAUGGCACCCUGGCAACUGCGACCACACCUGCUGUGUCUGAGUCGAUUGUGCCAUUCCUCGGCGCCGCCGCACACGACGUGGGCUCGCCUCUCCUAGUGCUGGCCAUGCUGGCUGCAUACCCUUUUCUGGUUUGA
This is a messenger RNA of Sphaerulina musiva SO2202, 1102 nucleotides long. RefSeq lists its product as uncharacterized. The transcript is spliced from 4 exons. Lineage: Eukaryota; Fungi; Ascomycota; Dothideomycetes; Mycosphaerellales; Mycosphaerellaceae. The record is from RefSeq and is a predicted model, not a curated record. Bases 125 to 1102 code for a protein of 325 amino acids.